AAAACGUUUCAAUCGUAGAAUCUCUACCCAUUCACCCACGUCAACCCCAUGAUCUCAUCCCCUCUCCCGUCAUCACAUAUCUCAGCUGUGAAGCCAUCCCCUUCUUCAAUUACCUUCAUACCCCAUUUGACCCCUUCUACUCCAAUACCUCCAAAUCCAGCCGUCGUUUUGGUACCCCUAUGCCCAUUUUCGUCAUUUCACGAUUCCAAUUCAAAACACACCCACUAUAUAAAUAUAAAUACUCUUCUAAGCAUUUCUUCUCAAAAAAAGAAAAAUAAUAAUACUCUUUUCAACAUCCCAGAAAAGCCAUCGAGAAAAUACAAACUCAUAAUUAAUAAUGGAUCAUCAGAGUUGUCCUCAAACGACUGAUGACAGAGAUGUAAUGGAGACUAUUAAGAAGAAGAAGGCCAAGACAGUGUCUUGUGAUGACCAUAAUGAUUGUCAGCGAGAUGAGCAAGAAGAAGUUGAUUGCGAAAACGAUAAUGAUAAUGACGAUGAUGAAGGUAAAAUUGAUAAGUUUUUUGAGUUGAUUACGAGUUUUAAAGAAGCUCGAAAUCGGUUGAGAAAAGGUGUAAAUGUUAUGAGUAAUAAUGAUGAUAAUAGUAAUCAAGAAAUCAAGAUGAAUGAGAGGAAUACGAUUGCGCAGACGAAGAAGAGGAAGCAGUUUUAUGAUGAUAACGACAUUAAUAGUGGCAAAACCAGUUGGAUACCUUCGUUUGUGAGAGAAGAUUUCAUUUCUGGACUCGAAUUUCGAGGAAUUCCUUCAGUUUUUUCAACGCCCAAUAACAACACUAGUAAUAUUCCUAACGAUCAAUCUCAUCCUCGUCGCAAAUCUCAAUUCAUCAAUGGUUUGAACCUUAAUCUUUCCCUGUAGCUUAAGAUUAAGACUCUGUAUCGUGUAACUUUUAGUUUCAAUUAAGUAUGUAAGCUUAAAGGUAAAAUCUGCAAUUUCAGUCAGUUUCUUGAAUAUUAUAUAUAUAUAUAAUUAGCUCGACAUUGAAUUAUAAUGAAGAAGAUGGUGACAAAAAUUGUUGAAAUAUCUGCUAUGGAAGGAGUAAUAAAUGCAAUCAAUGAAUCUAUAUUAUAUAAAUUGGGAAUCGAAACGAAUGAAUUGUAUGGAAUUUCUGGUUUUCUAUGUUUUUAUAAGUUUACUAAACGGAAGUGACAAGAACGGUCCAGAAUUGGGGCCUUAGAAACUCAGCUUAGAAAUUAUAUUUAUAACUCGGCCAGCACAGAACAGAAGAUUGCUUUUUUUGUUUUCUAUAGCAGAAGAUUGCUUAGAUUGCAGGUGAAUCGAAUUGCAGACAACACAAGAAUAAUGACAAUUAAUCAAUUAAUGCAUAUUUAUUGGGAAAUUUAAAUAUCUAUACAUUUAUGGGAUUUUUUCUAUAAUAAACAGCAAUUUACAUUUAUAACCUAAAAAGGAAAAAUCAACAUAAAUAGAAAACAAAACUUUCUAUUUACAAAAAUACCGGCCAACCACAAAAAAUGGAGGAGAGACCUCCUUCUUCGUGACCCAGCCGAGAAACCCCAAACAACCAAAUCUCCACCAUUUUUUUUCAAAAACCAAGGAAAUCAGAUCUGAACAAGAUGUAGAUCUCAACGAAAAACCAAUAAAAAUCCAAAAAAUCCAUAUAGGAAAAAAAAAAUAAAAAGGUAUUCAACCUCCAUUGCUGUACAAAAAAUGCAAAAACGACCUACAAUCAAAAACCCAACGAGUUCAGAAGAGAGGAAUCGAAGAGAAGGACAUUGAGAAAUCAUUGAAACUCACCCAUAAUCGAAUCAAAGAAAGAAUUGAAGUUGUUUAAUAGUGAUUUCACAGAUAAAAAUAUGAUGAUGGCAGUAUAUGACAACAACUCAGCACAGGAAGAUUUGCAGCAACCUGGAAACAACCCAGGAACAACUUCCAAGCAACAACUAUUUGCACACACAAUUCAAGAUGAUGCAUUUUUUCUAGAGACAGGGACUGUGACAUCAGAGACAACCAUCCAACAACCAAAAAACAACACAAAAAAAAACUACAGGAGUAAAUGAAUAUUUCGACUUCACCGACUACGCAAAGCUUGUGGCUGCAGAAAUGGUACAACAGCUUGAAAACAACCAGGAAGAAGAAAAAGAAGUCGACAACACAAAAUUGAUUAUCAUCACUGACAAAUGACAUGAAACAAUAGAAAAGGGAAAAGUAGAAAUGUACUAUAAAAAAACACAAAAAAGACACCUUAGAAGGAUUUUUUUUGGG
Molecule: messenger RNA, 2239 nt
Organism: Cannabis sativa
Lineage: Eukaryota; Viridiplantae; Streptophyta; Magnoliopsida; Rosales; Cannabaceae
Exons: 2
Coding region: 338-874 (178 amino acids)
Biological process (GO): regulation of systemic acquired resistance
Source: RefSeq, a predicted model, not a curated record